This is a messenger RNA of Blumeria graminis f. sp. triticale, 408 nucleotides long. NCBI's taxonomy places the organism in Eukaryota, Fungi, Ascomycota, Leotiomycetes, Helotiales, Erysiphaceae. The record is from the annotation of a GenBank genome assembly.
AUGAAGCUCUUCGCCAUCAGCGACGCUGCCAUACUCUUCUGCAUUUUAGCGCCUGUGAUAGCCAUGCCAAAUCAACAUCGAUCAAGACCGACACCAGUGCCCGAUCAGAAUAGUGACUUCAACUUCUCUUGUCCUAGUAACCAAAUUUACGGCAAACAUUAUCUCAUGGGAGUGGUUUCGGAGGCCAGACGAAUUAUGAGAGACUCUUCCACACAAUAUAGUUACCCUUCUACAUUCUAUCACUUCCAGUACAACAUAUCCGGAGACCUGUGGUAUUAUCCUCUGACAGCAGCCUACGGCGCACGAGAUUUUGUCGUAUUCAACACAUAUAAUGAAAUAGCGGGCGUUGCUCACCUCAAGGUUGCUAAUGGCCGACAAACAUUUGAACCCUGUGAUUUGUUAGGUUAA